Molecule: messenger RNA, 3568 nt
Organism: Clarias gariepinus (North African catfish)
Lineage: Eukaryota; Metazoa; Chordata; Actinopteri; Siluriformes; Clariidae
Gene: slc44a1a
Product: solute carrier family 44 member 1a
Exons: 16
Coding region: 1126-3087 (653 amino acids)
Biological process (GO): transmembrane transport
Cellular component (GO): membrane
Molecular function (GO): transmembrane transporter activity
Source: RefSeq, a predicted model, not a curated record
AAGGAACCUUGAGAGGAACCAGACUCAACAGGGAACCCAUCCUCAUCUGGGUGAUAACGGAUAGCAGGGAUUGAUCUGCACUCAUACUGUGUGUUAGGAGGCUGGAAGUUCAGUAUAACAGGAGAUGUGGAGAAGUUCAUAUGGAGUCCAGUUGGUUAUUGGAGGCUCAGGUAGACUGUAGGAAACUCCAGUCCUGAACUAUGGAGUGACUGCAGGUCCAGAGGACAGAGGGGUCUGAGAGACAUGUGGAGCUCGAAUCCUAUCUGUCUGUCUCAUUGGAAUGUCACAUUCCUGCUUAUGAGCUCAUCUGGAAUUUACAUUUUUGUCCACAUUGCAGAUGGUGUGUGUGUGUGUUGUGUGUGUGUGAGAGAGAGAGGAGAAUAAUGUUGAGAAAAUUAUAAGUCUAUAAAAGCACUGGCGCCAUCUAGCGGUCAUAAAAAGGAACACCAUGGAGACAUGUUUACUUCACACAUUGUAGUAUAAAUAUUUAAUUUCAAAUAAAAGAUAAUGAAUAUAAUAAAUGAUAAAGUACAGGUGAUUGACAUCCAUGUAUGUACACUGCGUGUUAGAUGUGUUGUACUGAGCACCAGCCUACAGAGAGAUACUGCACCUGCAUAGAAGAGGGGGGCCAAUAGUUUUGAUGUUCUGACGUUUCACUGAAUAAUCUCGGCAUUUUAAUAGGACGUUUAAAACUGUAUUUUAUGUAAUCGAAAAAAAGUGCACUGGACAGAGUGGCCUUGUGUGAAGUGCACUAGAAAGCCAUGUUGGUUUAUGACGUCAUCGGUGAAACCCGCCAAUAGAGGAAAAGUUUUAAGUAACUCUGAUCUGGGAUCGGCGGUGACGUCAUGAAGUGAGCGCGAGUACGAUAAACCCGGAAGUAGCGCGGAGUCAAGAGAAACAACAUCAAAGAGGAGUUUAUACACUGAGUACUGACCACUGGAGUACUGUGUGUGUGUGUGUGUGUGUGUGUGUGAGGGGGUGAAGUGUGUGUAUGUGCAGUGUGUGUAUAGUUUGUGAGGUUUAAUACACUAGUUGGUGUGUUUGUGUAAAGUGUGCAGGAGGCACCUCCCUGCUCAGUGAGUGUGUGUGUGUGUGUGUUUUUAAUCUUCCCUCCUCAACUGUGAGAUGGGCUGCUGUGGGAGUACAGGGAAAGCUCGAGACUGGAAGCCGUUAGAGGACCGGCGCUGUACAGACGUCCCCUGGCUCGUCCUCUUCGCUUUAUUCAACAUAGGAAUGCUCUUCAUUUGUGGCUUCGCCAUAUCGACCGGCGCCGCCUCCAGACUCGUCUCAGGGUACGACAGUUACGGGAACAUCUGUGGCCAGAGGAACGCCGAAAUCCCCGGGAUCGAGCUCAGCGGCCGCGACCAGACCGCCAACAAGUUUGUGUUUUUCCUCGACCCCUGUAACAUUGACAUAGUGAAGAGGAAGAUCAGGUCUGUGGCUCUGUGUGUCUCCAAAUGUCCAGAGACACAACUACAGUCUUAUGAAGACCUCAGGAAGUUUGCAGAGACCAACGGAUCUCGUCUGUGUUCCUAUGAGCUCAGUCCUGACCGCUAUCCUGUGGAUCCGUCCAAAGACACACAAUGUCCCAAACUUCCUGUUCCACCCAGUCAGUCUCUACCCAUCUUCCACCGCUGCACUCCAGCAGACAUCUCCUGCUUCUCCAAGUUUGCAGAGGCGCUCAUCACCUUCGUCAGUGACAACAGUGUUCUGCACAGGGUCAUCGCCGGGGUCAUGACCUCUAAGGAGAUCAUCUUGUUGCUGUGUUUACUGUCGCUGGUCCUGUCCAUCAUCCUGAUGGCGGUGAUCCGCUUCAUCUCCGUGGUCCUGGUGUGGCUGCUCACUGCCGUCGUGGUCGUCGGUUCUUUAGGUGGGACGGGGAUUCUCUGGUGGCUCUACGUGGAUCACAGAAACGCCGCCAACGCCACUCUCCCCGCUAACGAGCUAGCCGUGGCUCUGGAUAACCAGAAGGCGCUGCUGAUCUACGCCGUAGCGGCGACGGUGUUCACGGCGGUCCUCCUGCUGCUGCUGUUCUUCAUGAGGAAGCGUGUAGCUCUGACCAUCGCUCUGUUCCGCGUGGCCAGUAAAGUGUUCGGGUCGCUGCCCCUGCUGGUCCUGCAGCCGUUCUGGACCUUCCUCACGCUCAUGUUCUUCUGGGUCUACUGGAUCACCGUGCUGCUCCUCCUCGGCACCGCGGGGAGUCCAGUGAAGAAUAACCAGACGGGUCUGGUGGAGUUCCAGAUGGACGGGACGUUACAGUACAUGGUGUGGUACCACGCGGUCGGGCUCAUCUGGAUCUGUGAGUUUAUUCUGGCCUGUCAGCAGAUGACCAUCGCAGGAGCCGUCGUCACGUACUACUUCACCAGGGAUAAGUCCCGCCUCCCCCUGACGCCCAUCCUGUCCUCCGUCCUGCGUCUGAUGCGGUAUCACCUCGGCACGGUGGCUAAAGGAGCCUUCAUCAUCACUCUGGUGGAGUUCCCUCGCCUCGUCCUCACGUACAUACAGAGUCAGCUCAGAGGCAGCGAGAACGCCUGUGCUCGCUGUAUGCUGAGAGCGUGUGUGUGCUGCCUGUGGUGUCUCGAGAAGUGCCUCAGUUACCUCAACCAGAACGCCUACGUGGCCACGGCCAUUAACAGCACCAGCUUCUGCUCGUCCGCUCGAGACGCCUUCAUCAUCCUGGCGGAGAACGUGCUGCGUGUGGCCACCAUCAACUCGGUCGGGGACUUCGUCCUCUUCCUGGGGAAGAUCCUGAUCGUGUCGUGCACGGCGUUCGCGGGCGUGUUGGCUCUGAAUUACCAGCGCGAGUACACGGUGUGGGUUCUGCCGCUGAUCAUCGUGUGUGUGUUCGCCUUCCUGGUGGCGCACUGCUUCCUGUCGGUGUUCGAGAUGGUGGUGGACGUCCUCUUCCUGUGUUUCGCCAUCGACACCAAGUACAACGACGGCAGCCCCGGCAGGGAGUUCUACAUGGACAAGGCCCUCAUGGAGUUUGUGGAGGACAGCAGGAAGGCGGAGGCUCAGGGCAGGAGAGUGGAGGGCGGAGACAGCCGCGAGAUGAAGCCCAUGACGUCAGGAGGGACUUUAGCCUGAACACACACACACACACACACACACACACACACCUGAGCAUGUGCUACUGACUCGACCUCGACACUCCAGGGAUGUUGAUAUUCUUUCUAAACGGUUAAUGAAGCCGCGAGACGCGACGCCGCCGCUAUGCACCUGUACAGACCGGCGCCUUCUACAAACUGUUAGCAAUAAUGUUUUGUACAUUUUUAGUCGUUUUUUUUUUUAUACUUAUUUUUUUUGUACAUCCAGUUUUUAUAACGCUGUGGUAAGUUUACGCUGUGUGUUAUUCAGAGACGCAGUGUGUAUUUACUUCAAUAAUAAACUAAUUAGCUUAAAGGGUUUAUAGCUGAUAACCAGCGUAUCGUGUGUCUAAGAAUAAACGUUUGUUGUUGUUGUUACACUAACCUCAGCUCAGGCUGUGACCUACCGCUCUGUGUGUGUAUGAUGUCAUUAUGGUGCUUUGUUUACAUACUACUGCUUUUAUAAAUACACUCCAAACACA